AUGUCAAAAAGCCAUGCUAUUUCAAAUGAGUCAUUUUUUGAUAUAGCUCUUGAUGAUGCUGGUCCAAGUCCAAUUUGCACCAGGCUUGGUUAUGAAAUGUGGGACCCCAUGAAGACUAAAAGCAUGUUUCAACAUGGGUCAAUUACUCCAUGUCAACCCCACAAAAGGGAAGACUAA
Messenger RNA from Dovyalis caffra, 177 nucleotides. The record is from the annotation of a GenBank genome assembly. NCBI's taxonomy places the organism in Eukaryota, Viridiplantae, Streptophyta, Magnoliopsida, Malpighiales, Salicaceae.